This is a messenger RNA of Megalops cyprinoides (Indo-Pacific tarpon), 1904 nucleotides long. RefSeq names its product ras-related protein Rab-40C-like. NCBI's taxonomy places the organism in Eukaryota, Metazoa, Chordata, Actinopteri, Elopiformes, Megalopidae. Gene Ontology annotation, biological process: protein localization to plasma membrane. Gene Ontology annotation, molecular function: GTP binding; GTPase activity. Gene Ontology annotation, cellular component: plasma membrane; synaptic vesicle; endosome. The transcript is spliced from 4 exons. The coding region runs from base 1620 to 1904 and encodes 94 amino acids. The record is from RefSeq and is a predicted model, not a curated record.
AGCAGCAGCUAGGUGACUUGUAUACUGCCUGAGUGGACAUGAGUAGCUACAAAUCUGGAAAAUAAAAUCCAAACUAUUUCAAUUCAUAUGGCUUAGGUUCCAGUUCUGAUUUGAUCUCAAAUCACUGUGUCAUCAUACCUAAGGAAUCAGACCGUUUUGCGCCGAAAGUGUCUGUACAAAUACCGUUGGAGUAUGCGAUCUUUGUUGGCGAGCUAGGUAGGGCCGGGAACCAAACCUCGGAGUGGAAGUAGUGAUGCAUGCCGUGUUUUCGUCGCCUUGAAGCGGAAGCAACAGCAACAGAAUCGUUUGUGUACUCGGGUGACUGUCUUUCGUUUAUCUUUAAGCUUAGUAUUUAACGAUCAACAGCUAGCCAGCCAACUAGCCAGCCAGAGUAAUAGCAAGAUUUGUAGCUAGCUAGCUAAAACUCUUGUUUACACGUAUUGGCUAGCCGGUCGGAUGUUCCGCCGUACUCUAGCUACAGUAGCUAGCUAGCUUGCUGGCUCUGGACUCGAUUUUUGGACGGAAAAUGUUCUGCGGCUAUCUUACUAGCUAACAUCACAACAUAUAUACGAUCAUAUCUAGUUUCGUUGGAUGUGAGGUUCAGGUCAGCAAGCUAGAUACACUGUAUAAUAAUAGAGAUGUUCUCUGUUGUAUCUAACUUAACGUAUAACAACUCCGGUGUCCGGACUAGCCUGCUAGCAAGUUGGCAGAUCAUGGUAUGGUUAAUAUGAUGGAUUUCCCUCGUAAGUGUCCGAAGUCCUUUUUUGAAUAGGUGUAAAGCUGGCAGAGUUAGCUGGCUAAAAUAAUCUCGCUGGCCAUACUUAUUGUUGUUGUUUGCAAUGAUUUGUUGCUAGAGAAUAGAGAUAGCGAGGCAGCCAGUUGACAUUUUGGCAGUUCAUUCGAAAUAUGUUCUUUGUGUUGCUACCUAACCUCUCGGAACAGAACAAUAGUCUAAAACGUAACCAGAGCUCAUCAUAGCAAACAUCGAUGUGGUUUUCUUCCCAGGUCAUAGCACAACAGGAAAAUUCGUUUGCAUUGCAUUCUGGAUUUCUUGCUCAUGUUUUUGGUAAACAGCAGUCAGAUAGACAGCUGUGUGGUUUGAUGGAAACUGCUGAAAUUCAAAUAUCUUAAGCAGACGUGCAGCCAUCGGGAGUGGUAAGAGCCAGUUGUUCAACCUCAAAACCAUUUUGUUAUCUGGCUACCUGGUGAUUUGUUCUCGGCGGGAGCUGUCGGACGGAUAAUUAGAAGUUGGCUAAGUUCGCUUGCUAGGUAGUGUGUCUACGCAUACGCCGUCACCCCAGCUUUGUUCAAUAUGAUCUUGUGAGCGUCAUUCAGAUUGCAACUGUUAACUAGGGCAACGGCUUUGACAGGUUUUCACAACUGUAUUUAGCGAGUUAGCUAUAUGCCAGAGACGUUAGAUACUGUUUAGAUACCCCGAAAUAUUCCACAUCCUUGCUGAAGAGAACGCUAGCUCCCUUCCUGCGGAAUUCUGAGUAGGUCGACGAAUUUAAUGUGAAGGUGCAUGCAGUAAACGUUUGAUCUGGAACGGGACGUACAAGAAGGGUGCUCCCGGGAGAGGUGUUUACGGGUACACCCAUCUCCCACCUCACCUGGUUCAGAUGCGAGGAAAAAUGGGCACCCCGGGCAGCCCAGUCAAGAGUUAUGACUAUCUCCUCAAGUUCCUCCUGGUGGGAGACAGUGACGUGGGGAAGGGGGAGAUCCUGGACAGCCUACAGGACGGAUCAGCCGAGUCCCCUUAUGCAUACAGCAGUGGGAUUGACUACAAAACCACCACAAUUCUUCUGGAUGGGAGAAGAGUCAAGCUGGAACUGUGGGACACCUCAGGACAGGGUAGAUUCUGCACCAUCUUCAGGUCAUACUCCAGAGGGGCACAGAGACUGUGA